UAAAUAAAAGACGGGGGCACCCCGCACCCACCUACACAAGAGUCCUCUCCCUCCCUCCAUUUCCACCCACCUCCUCAAGCCCCCUCCCAAGAACAUCAGGAAAGAGAGGCAAGGUAGCCCAAUUAGAUCCAAGACUGGAAUAGGAGCAUCUUUGGAGUAGGAGCAGCAGCAUUUGUAGGCACACAGUUGCAGUUGGAUGAGCGAAAAGCGGUGCUGCUGGUGGAAGUGGUUGCAGUUGCACAAGUGAGGGUGAAGUUUUCUUCAUUCACCACACCAACAUCUCCACCUGAAUCCAUCUCCAUCUCCAUCUACCCGAGCCCAUCUCCCUCUCCAACCUCCCCUCCCCUCCCCUGCACUGCACAUCCACUGCACUGCACGGCGACAGAGAGAGAGAGGGAUUGCAGUGCAACCCAAGAAAAUAUGAUGGUGUGGCAGGAGGAUGAGGAAGAGCAGUGAUCGAUCAAAAGGAUAGUAUUGGCUGCUGUUACUCACCACUCGCUAUCCUCCUUUUCUUUCACCCCCCAUCUUCAUCUUCUUUAAUCCUUGCUUCACUCCUCCUCCUUCUUUCUCCUCCCUUGUCUUAUUGCCCUCCCUGCUAUUGGUGCUGCUUCCAUUGAAGCUUGAUAGAAAGAGAGAGAGAGAGAGUGCUUGCUAGUUGUUGUUGUUGUAUGGUCGGUGGCUAAGAUGACAAUGGAGCACGGCGAGGAUUGCUGCGUCAAGGUGGCGGUCCAUGUCCGGCCGCUCAUCGGCGACGAGAAGCUGCAGGGAUGUAAGGACUGCGUCGCCGUCGUGCCCGGCAAGCCGCAGGUCCAGAUCGGCAGCCACUCCUUCACCUUCGACCAUGUCUACGGCAGCACCAGCACGCCGUCGGCGGCGAUGUUCGACGAGUGCGUGGCGCUGCUGGUGGAGGGCCUCUUCCAGGGCUACAACGCCACCGUGCUCGCAUACGGCCAGACUGGGUCGGGGAAGACGUACACCAUGGGGACCGCGUGCAAGGAGGGAUCGCCUAUCGGGAUCAUCCCGCAAGCCAUGGCUGCGCUGUUCGACAAGAUUGACAGCCUAAAGAGCCAAGUGGAGUUCCAACUACGUGUUUCAUUCAUUGAGAUUUUAAAAGAAGAGGUGAGGGAUUUGCUUGAUCCCGCUACUGCUACUGUGGGCAGAGUUGAGAACGGCAAUGGACAUGCAAAAAUGUCUGUGCCAGGGAAACCCCCUGUGCAGAUCCGAGAGGCGUCAAACGGGGUCAUAACGCUAGCUGGAUCGACCGAAAUGCAUGUCAGUACUCAGAAGGAAAUGACUGCGUGUCUUGAGCAAGGUUCCCUAAGCCGCGCAACCGGAAGUACCAACAUGAAUAACCAGUCAAGUCGUUCCCAUGCCAUCUUCACAAUCACAUUGGAGCAGAUGCGCAAAACAGAUCCCAUCAUGACUUCAGAUGGAAUGCCUAUUGAAGAGAUGAAUGAAGAUUAUCUCUGUGCCAAACUGCAUUUAGUAGAUCUUGCUGGAUCAGAACGGGCUAAGAGAACUGGGUCAGAUGGCCUUCGGUUCAAGGAAGGUGUUCACAUCAACAGAGGACUUCUCGCUCUUGGCAAUGUCAUAAGUGCUCUUGGAGAUGAGAAAAAGAGGAAAGAAGGUGCUCAUGUCCCUUAUCGGGACAGCAAACUCACUCGUCUUCUGCAGGACUCCCUAGGUGGAAAUAGCAAGACGGUAAUGAUAGCCUGCAUAAGUCCAGCAGAUAUUAACGCUGAAGAAACAUUGAACACCUUGAAAUAUGCUAACCGGGCACGUAAUAUCCAGAAUAAACCAAUUGUCAACAGAAAUCCUAUUGCUGAUGAGAUGAAAAGGAUGCGCCAACAGAUUGAAUACUUGCAAGCAGAGCUUGUUUCAGCUCGUGGAGGUGUCGGCUCGGACAAUGUUCAGGGUCUCAGAGAAAGGAUCUCAUGGCUUGAACAAACAAACGAAGACCUUUGCCGCGAACUAUAUGAUAUUCGCAACCGUUCUCAAGCUGAUCCGUGUGAACCUGAAAUACAAAAAACUUUAAAUGGCUUUAGCAAAAGUGAAGGGCUCAAAAGAAGCUUGCAAAGUACAGAUCCAUUUGAUGUCCCUAUGAUUGACUCUAUAAGAGAUGCAGACAACCCUAAGGAUAUUGAAGAUGAAGUAGCUAAAGAAUGGGAACACUCAAUUCUGCAGGAUAGCAUGGGCAAAGAGUUGAAUGAAUUAAACAGACGACUAGAACAAAAGGAGUCUGAGAUGAAAAUGUAUGGAUGUGAUACUGUUGCCCUUAAGCAACACUUUGGAAAGAAACUUAUGGAGCUUGAAGAAGAGAAAAGAGCUGUACAGCAAGAGAGGGACAGAUUGUUGGCUGAAGUUGAAAGCCUAAGUGCUGAUGGUCAGACACAUAAACUGCGAGAUGCGCAACUGCAGAAACUAAAAUCCCUUGAAGCACAGAUUCUGGAUCUCAAGAAAAAGCAGGAGAACCAAGUUCAGCUUUUGAAGGAAAAGCAAAAGAGUGACGAAGCUGCUAAGAAACUGCAAGAAGAAAUUCAGUUUAUAAAGACACAAAAGGUUCAACUACAACACAAAAUCAAACAGGAAGCAGAACAGUUCAGGCAAUGGAAAGCUACACGUGAAAAGGAACUUCUUCAGUUGCGCAAGGAGGGACGGAAGAAUGAGUAUGAGCGCCACAAGCUUCAAGCUCUUAAUCAGCGGCAGAAAUUGGUUUUGCAAAGGAAGACUGAAGAGGCUGCCAUGGCUACCAAAAGGCUGAAAGAGAUACUGGAAGCUAGGAAAUCUUCUGCCCGUGACAAUUCAGCUGGCACGAAUGGUACCUCUCCAGGCUCUCACAUGAGUGAGAAAUCGCUGCAAAAAUGGUUGGAUCAAGAGCUUGAAGUUAUGGUACAUGUGCAUGAAGUGCGCAAUGAAUAUGAAAAACAAAGCCAAUUGCGUGCUGCACUUGGUGAGGAGCUUGCCAUUUUGAAACAAGAAGACAUAAUGGCUGGUGCAUCUAGUCCCCAAAGAGGGAAGAACAGAAAUUCUAGGACAAAUACCUUGUCACCAAACGCAAGACAAGCUAGGAUAGCAUCACUUGAGAGCAUGGUGACAAUCUCUUCAAAUACUCUUGUUGCAAUGGCUUCUCAACUCUCAGAAGCUGAGGAAAGAGAGCGUUCCUUCUCUGGACGUAGUCGUUGGAAUCAAUUGCGGUCAAUGGGGGAGGCAAAGAGCUUACUGCAGUACAUAUUUAAUGUUGCUGCUGAUGCAAGAUGCCAAGUAAGGGAGAAGGAAGUGGAUAUCAAGGAAAUGAAGGAACAAAUGACAGAGCUUGUGGGCAUUCUUCGACACAGUGAAUCACGCAGAAGGGAAAUGGAGAAGCAGCUCAAGCAGCGAGAGCAGACAGCCGCAAUGGACACUACACCCCCGAGAAGUGGAAAUGGCUCGGCGAAACACUCUGCUGAUGACCCCAACACACCACUAUCCCCUGUUGCUGUUCCUGCGCAGAAGCAGCUGAAGUACUCUGCUGGAAUUGUAAACAGUCCCAGCAAAGGGAUUUCUGCGUUCAACAAAGAGCAACUUAAGAUGGUUCCUAUAGCACAGUUGUCUCUGCGGAAGAAGGUUUCAAUAGCAGGGCAAUCAGGAAAGCUCUGGAGAUGGAAAAGGAGCCAUCACCAGUGGCUAUUGCAGUUCAAGUGGAAGUGGCAGAAGCCCUGGAAAUUGUCUGAGAUGAUCCGGCACAGUGAUGAGACGAUCUCGAGGGCUAGGCCCAGACCUCAGCUUCUUCCCCAUAAACCUCAUAGAGUGAUGUGAAACAGACUUUUCUUUUUGUCUAAACCCGGACUGACACGGUUUGCAAACCUACACAGCUAACUACCUGCACAAGGUAACAAUGCAACUAAGACUUCAUGAGAUCUCCUUUGUGCUUGUUUUUACUUAGCCACGGGAUCGACAAGUGGAUGUUGAUAGGGUGACUCUUGUGUUUGGAUGUAAAUUUCUUGUGCGUAUAAAAUGAGAAGUCAACGUAGAGAAAAAAAUUAGUGCGUGGGUGAGUGUGUGAGUGAAUGGGUGGCAUUCUUCCAUGCAAAUACUGAGCAGAAUGCUUAAUGUUUUCAGCCUUCACUGACGGUGAGAUGUUAAUAGUUGGUGUUCUUCAUAAAGAAAUCUGUCAAAGGAAGGAGCCUUGUAAAGUCUUUCUGGCGCUAUCCUGCUAUAGACUUGCAUGAAGGAUGACUGAAAGUUGAAUGUUUUUUGUGUUUGAGUGGUGUUUUUCUCUCUUCUUUUGUUGUUGAUACUAAAGAUGAGAAGUCAAAUGACAUUGGUUUGGUUUGUUAGGAGUAUUUUGAUGUAAUACAGCAACUUGUUCGCCAUAUAUCAAUCCACUCUUUCUGUUGUGUAGCUUG
Molecule: messenger RNA, 4385 nt
Organism: Phragmites australis (common reed)
Lineage: Eukaryota; Viridiplantae; Streptophyta; Magnoliopsida; Poales; Poaceae
Product: kinesin-like protein KIN-4A
Exons: 25
Coding region: 685-3795 (1036 amino acids)
Biological process (GO): mitotic spindle organization; microtubule-based movement
Molecular function (GO): ATP binding; microtubule binding; microtubule motor activity
Source: RefSeq, a predicted model, not a curated record